AAUUAAUAAAAGGAUGGCUAGUUUUAAAAUUUCCGCACCGGGUAGAAUUAUCUUAGCCGGAGAACACAUAGCAUUAUAUGGAAAAAAGUUUCUUGCGACCAGCUUAGAUCUUCGUACCCAUCUCGAAUUCUGCGAGCUUCCUAACACGCCAGAAAACAAUAUUAAAAUAGAACUCGUUAAUAUUAAUCUAAAACGGAAUAUAUCUUUAGAAGAAGUUCGGCUUUUCUGUUCUCGUUUUGAUACUGCAGACAUGAUUUCAAAUCCAAUUGACAUGCAUAAAUACGUGGAAUACAUGAUCACCGUUAGAAAGUGUAUGUGGACGACAGACCAGGAGAGAUUUAGCUUACAGAUAUUCUUUUUCUUGCUUUAUUCUAUCUAUUAUCAUGAACAUCUCGAGAUAAAACCUUUUGGCAUAAAAGUGUCCACGGAUAUAGAAAUCCUGGCAGGUCUUGGUAGUUCGACAUCGUUUGCGGUAUGUCUCGCAGCGUGUUUUCUUCAUUGGCAGCGUUUACAGAGUGGUUGUCAUCAUACUGAAUUUAGUGAUGCUGAUUUAGCGUCGAUUAAAAGAUACACUGUAUCAUGCGAAAAAAGUACGCUACACUAUACAUUUCCGGACGUCGAUGCCCACGUUUGCACAUACGGUCAAAUAGUAAAAUGUCAAUGUAUCGAUUACAAAAUGUAUAAUAUAGAUCCCACGAAUAUGAAAGAAAUGGACAUUUUACUGAUCGACUCAAAUUUUUGCCAAGAUACGUACACAGAAACGAAACAAAUCGCAACGCUAAAAGCUAAUACUCCCGAAUUUAAUUCUAUGUUAAAUAGAUUAGAAGUCGCGACAGAAGAUAAAUGUAUUACAGUCUUAAUUCAUUAAGUAAUUCCAUCACACCGAACAAUUUACGUUUAAUGUCUCGGGUCAUGUCAUCCAUUGAGAAUAAUCAACGAUUGUUGGAGAAAUAUAAUUUGUCUGCUGAGAAAUUUGAUGAUAUUUGUCAGAUUGCAACAAGAUAUAAAUUAGCGGGAAAACUUACAGGUUUUACUAUUACUAAAUAUGUAUACGCUCUGCUACCACCAAAGCAGCACUUACAAUUAAAAAAAUUUCAGCAGCACUUACAAUUAAGAAAUUUUAAUUACACAAAGCAAACCAGCAUCAAUUGUAAAGGUGUGAGAAUUGAAAAUUAAUUAUAUCAAAAUUAUCACACACGAUUAUAACUGACUUAAUAAUAACAAAUAUUUAAUUGUGUUUAAAAAGUGUGUGACAAGAUUAUUAAAUUAAUCUCUAUGAUAUUUUAAGGAAAGUAGGACGAACAAUACAUAAUUUUGUUUAAUAAAUACAUAUACAUAUAUUCUAUUGUUAAAAUGUGAAAAAGCUUUAAUAUUCCAAUCGAUUUUUAAAUUCAUAUUUUCAAAACACUGUUAUUAUUAAAAAAAAUGAUCGA
Messenger RNA from Nylanderia fulva, 1433 nucleotides. Lineage: Eukaryota; Metazoa; Arthropoda; Insecta; Hymenoptera; Formicidae. The record is from RefSeq and is a predicted model, not a curated record.